Molecule: messenger RNA, 7898 nt
Organism: Pseudopipra pipra
Lineage: Eukaryota; Metazoa; Chordata; Aves; Passeriformes; Pipridae
Product: basic proline-rich protein-like
Exons: 4
Coding region: 62-718 (218 amino acids)
Source: RefSeq, a predicted model, not a curated record
ACAGGCGGCGGCGGCAGGGUCAGCUCUCGCUCAUCCUCACCGCCAGCCCCGUAAGGAGGGAAUGUGGCGUCCGAGUGCAGCCGCAGCUCCUGCACGACUCCUCUCUGCCCAGCAGCAGCAACCACCUCCCCCUGUCCUCCCUUCGCUCCCGCCUCCGCCUCCUCCUCCUACUUCUUCUCCUCCUUCUCUCCUGCCUCCUCCCCCUCAGCCUCCGCCUCCUCCCGGGGAAGGCCGGCCUGGCCCAGCCCGGCCCGGCCUGGCCUGGCUCGGCUCGGCUCGGCUCGGUUCGGCUCGCCACCGCUCGGCUCCGCUCCGCUCUGCUCCCUGCCCUGCCUCUCCUCGCCCCCCGCCGCUCCCCUCCACUCCAGAAUGUUCAGCCGAAACCUACAGGGCCCCGCCCCGUGGGCGGCUCAAAGGCGACGGCCCCGCCAGGCGGCCCCGCCGAGCCGCCGCAGCUCGGCCGCGGUGGUCGGGCGCCGGCGUGGUUCCUGUGGGAGCGGCUGCGGGGGAGCGGCCGCCCGGGAGCACCCGCCCGGGAGCACCGCGCGGCCUUUUCCCACAGGCACGUCCCCGGCAGCCGCACAAAGUGUCGGAGCCUCCCAGCCCUCCUCUCGGGGAGGCGCCCGGGCGAAGCGAACGCCCCGAGCCACCCGCGGUUCCCACCGGGUGCGGGCGCGGCCGCGCGGUGCGUGUGCCCCGGAGUGCAGCGCUGCCCUGACCGCUCCGUGGGCUGCUUGGAAAUCUAUGUAGCGCGUCCAAAUAUGUGCUCAUACACGUGAGGGAAAACAACGUGUGAAAUACUAUAGCACAGGCAAACUUCAGGCUGGAUAUUGUCACGUUCAAAACGCCUUGUGGUUACGGCAGAUAAACUACUCUUGUGGUGCUCUUAUGGUGAAUAGGCCAUUUUAUGCAGCCCCUUGAUAUGUCAUCCAGUGAAAGGAAGGGAUUGACAAAGCCAGCUAUGUUUGGACCUUUCAAACAGAGGACAGUCCAGAGGAAAAUAACAAAAUAUUAAAAUAUAAAGUAAGAGCUUUCAACACACCAUCGAAGUACAUUUUCUUCCCAUAUAUUUACAGCACAAAUGAACAUUGGAAGUGUUACCUGGGGGAAGGUAAGUCUUGGCAAUUGGAGUUUGGGAGAAAUAGCAUUGUGUUGGGCAAGAGUAAAACCAAGACUGGAAUUUCGUAGAUGAUUGGAUGUGUCUGAGAAAAUGAGUAGCAUUAAAAUAGCUAGGAAUGUUAACAUGUAAAUAUAAUUGGUGAGUUUCAGAGUUAAUUACUGGUGUCACUAAGGAAAUCACUGCACCUCUUAAAGUUAUUUUUCUGCAGUCUCAGGAAAGAAAACAAUUAUUAUACUUGACAUAUACAUUCAAGGAUAUCUUUACUAUGACAGCAUAAUUACUUUUUUAUUUCUGCAUGAAUUAAAGUUUAGGUUCUAAAAAGCAGUUCUGUUUCUUUGGUAGCCCAAGAACUAGAGUUACUCCUCUCAAAACCAUUGGACACAUAUGACUUCUUAAGAUCAUUUUACUUUAUGCCAUACAUAUAUGAGAUUUUUGAUCAAGAAGGGCUGAGAGAAGGGUUUAGAGAAGAAAAAAUGCACACUGCUUGUAAAGAGAGAGCAGAAUUAACAACAGAAAAUGCGUUUUAAAAGGGCAUACUUGAAAACAGAUCUGAAGAGGGCAACCUGCAAGAAAGAAGAGGUUUCUUAAGGUUAAGCUUUUAUAUUACUCCACUGUGCAAUAUAAGUGCACCCAAAGUGACAGAUACCUAUCCAAUAGAAACAGUUAUUCAAUUGAGAGAGGAAAAAUCACACACAGAAGUGUUUCAGUUUCUCUGUGUCUCUAUUCCUCCAACUACAGCCUGUUUGUUUUCCCCUUUUAUUGAUAACCUUUCAUGUUAGGAUUAUUUUAGCAUCAUUUUGCUAUAUUUGGUUAAUUUUUUGUCAUUUGGGAAGUAGUGGUAAGGUCAAAGAGGACUAUAAAACAAUGCACGUUCUUAUGAGACUAGAAUUAAGGUUCCAUUAGCAAUUUCAACUUUUUAUCUUGAAUGCUGAUGGCCUAAUAAACAACAUUUAAUAGUUUUAGAAAUGUAGCUUUUAAAUGCAAGAAUAUUAGAGUGUGGGUGAGUUUUUAUAGUCCCACAUAUCCCAAGGUGAAAAAGGCUGGAAAGGUGAAGGGAAGAAAAGAUUCAGAAAAUUAAUUCAGAAUAGGGCUACGCUAUCUGAAAAUGCUUUGCACACUCACAGGAUCUUGUUGCACCGUAUAGAUGAUUUUACAAAUCUUUGGGAAAUGUCACUUUGGACCUGACUCAGUGUUCCUCUGCCAGACUCCUCUAACUAAAGAAUGUUCGGUUCCUCUGUUUUUAACAUAGUUUACUUCCCGAUUAGAGCAAUGUAAACACUCUCUUCUUACUCUUACAGGUGGUUUUUAAUUUAUAUUGUUCUGGAAGGAGAGGAUAAGGAAUGAUUUUAAAGUAAUUGAGCUUAAAACAAAUUUUAGCCUGUUAACUUUUUUCAUCAGUCAAAUUUCAUGGCCACUCUGGCUAUUUGCUAUUCCAGUGUAGUCAUGACCUUAGCAACAGAAAUUUAAAUAAUUAACAUAAAAUCUGUGGCAAAAGAUGAAAGUGCUGGUGUAGUUGUGAUUGCUGGGAAGAUUGUUGUUAUAAUCUGAUGAUCUACCACAAUAUUAAAGCAUUUUUGGUGGGGAUGACCUCAUGCAAAGAGGUACAUUUCAAACCUGCCUAUUAGGUAUUGUAUAUGUGAUGGUAUUGUAGCUGUGUGUAGAGCUACUAAAAUGGAUUUAAAUUCAUUGUAUUUCUAGUGCACACAGGUAAAGCACAAAUAUGGGAAGAUCAGAAAAGCUGGAACUAGACGAUCUUUAAGGUUAAUUCCAACCCAGGAUAUUCUAUGAUCCUAUAAAAUGGUGAGGCACAACUGAAGGUUAUUAACUUUGAAAAGUCUCUUUAUACAUGGCUAUGCAUGGUGACAGUGACACUGGCAAGAAAGUUAGAAAAGCAGUCCAGUUUUAUAUCUGUAUUCUGGGAGGAGCAUAUAUAAAGUAGUUAGAUUAUGGUGUAGAGUUUUAUGAAGUCUUACUGGUUCAGUUUGAUGUGACCUGUACAGCUCAGGCACAGAAAAGUCACACAGAAACUACUGAAGAUUUUUGCAACACACUCCACCUUUGCCCACACCCCCUUUCACCCCAAUUCUGCUCUAUACAGUGUGUGAGCACAAACACAGCCCCGGUAUUUGUAAUGUUUUAUAUUAUUUUUCUCUGAGACAGCCGCUAUUUAUAUAUAUAUGUAUAUAAAAUCUUCCUUAAUCUAAGACAUACAAGUUUUUAUAUCUUUCUUCUGCCUGGAAUUUUCUGGUCUUCACAAUUUUAUUUUCUUCUAACUUCUGCAUUGAGAGACACUCCAUAAAACCAAAAGAAGUGGCUAUAGAGUAUUUCUGCAUCAUUGAGGAAUCUCCCAGUAAAAAUCCUAUGCAUGUGUUCUUGCUCAUGCAUACCUGAAGAAGAAUUAUGCUUAAACCUUUAGCUUGAGAGAGCCUUCCAAAUAGUACUCCUACUUUCAGGUUUAAAUUUCCAGGGAACCCAACAGAUUUGAACACCUAGUUCUCAUUAAUUUUUUUAUGGGAACUGGACAAACCUAUCCCACAGGCACAUUGGCAAACACUAGGCUUGCAUUUCAUCUAUUUCAUUGCUCUUUCUUGGAAAGCAUGAAAUAAAAAUGAAACAAAGUAAAAAUAGGAGAAUUAGAAAGAGACUUACUUAUAUAUAUAAUUGUUUUUAAUUACAAAUAUCCGGAGAGCUGCCAGAAAGUAGAGUAAGAGGUGAAGUUCUGGGACAGAAACUUCUUGUUUUCCCAAACCCAUGGAGGUACUCUUCAAACAUAUAAUGUUCAUCCAUGGUUAGUGUUGAAAAAAAUGAGUCUGAAACGUAUACGUGGUAUGCUAAUGAGAACAUAUCUAUAUAUCUGUAUAUCUGCAUCUAUUUAUAUGUCUAUCUAUCUAUCUAUAUGUACAUAUGGACUAACUGAGACAAUGGAGAUUAGAUUUAAAUUAAAAAAAUGUUAUGAUUAAUUCUUUGAGCCAAGUUCCAUUGUACCAACUCUACCUUGUCUGGGAGAUCAAAUCUGUAAGUUUAUCAUUUUUUAUUAACCAAAUAAGGGAACUAGUCUAGUCUUUAAUUAUCAUUAAAACUUUGAGACUGGAGCUCAAAUUUAGUUGUAAUUUUUCUAUUUUUAUGCUGUUUGUGCUUCAUUUUUUUUAUCUACGUGAUGUUAACCUACAUACAGUUGUAGUGUGUAAGUCUAUCUACCAGAUAGGUGGAGAGAGACUUUCUUACAAGGACAUGUAAUGAUAGAAUAAGGGGGGAUGGUUUUAAAUUGAAAGAGAGUAGCUUUAGAUUAGAUAUUAGGAAGAAAUUCUUUACUGUGAGGGUAGUCAGGCACUGGAACAGGUUGCCCAGAGAAGCUGUUGGUGACUCAUCCCUAGAAGUGUUCUAGACGAGGUUGGAUGGGGCUUUGAGCAACCUGGUCUAGUGGAAGGUUCCCUGUCCAUGGCUUGGGGGUGGAACUAAAGGAUCUUUAAGGGCCCUUCCAACACAAACCAUUCUAUACUUCUAUGAACUCUAAGCUUCGUAGUUGUUUUUCUUCCUUAUAUAAUGUAAUUCUGAGAAAAGCUUAUCAUUGGAAUAUUCAAAAACUAAAAUUUAAGGGUUAAAAAUCUAAAUAUCCACAAAUCACAUAAAUGAUUAAUAGUCUGAAGAAAAUAGAUGAGGAAUUCAAAUACAUCUGUACGUACAUGAUAAUAUAGAAAACAUUCAGGGACCAUAAGUAAUUAUCAGAUGACUUAUGAAUCUAUUCAGAUUCAUAAAAAACUUGUAAAGUUUCAGUAAGUGUUUUGCAAAUAACUGAUGAAUUAAAAAUCAUUUGCUUAAAAAGUUUAGCUCCAAAAAAUGUGUAAAGCAGACAGAAUAAUUUCUAGCAUUCAGGUGAGGAUUCAGCUUGACGUGCUGUAAAGUGAUACUUUAAUUGUUUUCAAUGGGACUAAUUUUUACUGCCAAAGGACCUGUUUCAUAAAAUCUGUAUUUAGGCUAAAUAAUUUCCUGCCGCCUGGUACAACCAAAUACUUUGAUAAUUCAUCAGAGACCAGAUUAAUGUCUAUGUGGUAAGAGAAACACCAAUAACCUUGAAAAUUAAUAUUGUUUUAUUUUUCAUAAUAUGAAUUUCAGGUAAGUGCAAAGUCUAUGGAACUUAGGUCUUCAGUCUAAUGAGAUUACUUCAGUAUUCAAAAGUGAUUGUGCUAUACAGUUCCUUGGAUGUUUAUUAUCUUUUUUCCUUUUAAUUCAUAAUGAUAUAGUUAACAUGGUUUGCCAAGACAUGCCACAUAUGCUUAACUUUUUUCUUUAAAAUAUUAUGACUGGACACUUACUUUUCCAACCCACAGGAAUUUCAAGUUAUUUGACAGUACUUCAUACAAUGACAUUUGGCAUCAUGGUAUCAAACUGGCACCUAAGGAUCUCCAUUUUCCUAACGAUUCAUAGGAUCAAAACAGUUCACAAUUUGUGUUUUCAAGAUCUGAUGGUUCAGUUCCAAAUUUUGCAUAACAUUGAUUGUAGGUUUUAGCUGAAUGCUUUGUUCCCCACCAAAGCAUUUUGUUACCAUGACAAAACAAAUAUUUCUAUUUGACUUGGUACAUUCACCAAUCAGUUUAAUAUAUUUUUUUCAUGUAGGGUAGCAGGGAUUUAAGUCUGAAAAUGUGGCAUAAUGCAUGACUAGGUGAUUAAAAAAAUAUUUUUUCUUAAUGUGAAGUUUUUAGAAAUCCAGCUCCCUAACAGUAUACUGUCAUGUUAAUUUUAUGCAGUUUAGAUUAAAUUAGGGCCCCCUGGUGGUCUAGUGGUUAGGAUGUGGCGCUCUCACCGCCGCGGCCCGGGUUCGAUUCCCGGUCAGGGGACUUCCCCGGGCAGAUGGAGCUCGUCAGCCCUGUAAGGCCAUCCGUCUAAGAGAAGGUCACUCUAAACAAACCUAUGUCCUGAGGACCUCGCUGCCACCAUCCAAGCUCGCUCGGCCCUGGCAGAUGAACCUCAGGAUUAAAGGGUGGGCUCAGUUCAGCGCACACUGUGUCUCACCUAAAAAAUCCACUGCGCAGGCUCGAAGGGUAAUGACCUUUCCAAAUCUCCAUUCACGAAGACUGGCCAUGAUGAUGAGAUUAAAUUACCAGAAGUUGAAAAAAAGAUGACAAAGUUCAGUGUUUGAUAGUUUCGUGUCAAACUGAAAAGAUGGUGUAUGUCUGUCCCACUUGACCCAUUCAGGGAAACAGCUUCUCUGAAGGUCUAUUCCAUAUUUUCAUUAAUAACUUAAAUGAAAUAAAGGGCGUAGCCACGCAAUUGACAAAUGACACAAUAUUUGUAGAGUUUGCAAGUAUUCUGGAGAUCCUCAUAGGUCAGAGAAAAGUUUCCAAAUCUGAUUAAAUUUAAUAAUGACAUAUACAAGUACCACGCUUGGCAAUGAUGUUAUAUGGGCAGUUAUAAAAGGAGGAAGAGCAAUGCAAGGAAGAAUACAGAAAAGUACAGACGUGCCAUAAUCUGAAUUAAAGUUUAUAAGAUGUUGCCAAGAAACGUAAGUGUCGUUCUGGGAAUGGUUCAUGGAAAAUUGACAGCUCUGAGUGAUAUUUUUACUUCUUUCCUCAGUCUUGGCAAGGCUUCAGCUAGAAAUUAGGUUUGGGCACCAUUCUCUCAGAGAAAACAAUCAGAAAAGAGCAACAAAGUGAUCAGAGAUUUAAAGACACAUGAGAAAAGUUUUUGUCUUGAACUGAAAAUUGGAUUUGUAUACUCUAGAAAGGAUGGUGCAGAGGACAUGGUAAUGAUCUCUAUGAAAAUGUGCAGGUAUUAUAAAAAGAAUACAUUUAUCCACCAUCACCGUGGGAUAAAUUUGACUGAAUUAAAACCAAGACAGUUAAAAAGUAAGUUAAAAAGUAAGUUAAAAAGUUGAAAGCUAAAAAGUAACAAUGAUUCAAGUUACUCCUACCUGAAAGCAGAGUAGAUUGACCAAAUGACUGACACAUUGAAUUACCUUUUUAAGGAAUUACUAGUAAACAAUGGAAUCAACCUUAGAAAAAUAGCAAAUUGAUAUUUGGUCUGGAUUUAAAUAUGUAUAGAAGCUUUUGUUGUGGGGUUUUUUUCUGUGGGAAGAAUUUUUACUACUUCGAGCCCUUCAGAAUGAAAAUAGGACAGAGAAAUACCUGCAUUUCUGCAGUACACAGAUGUGAAGUUUUGUGGGGUUUUGUGAAGUGCAUUAGUGUGCUGACUAAUGGGACUACUCCUUGAAACGCUAGUUUUCUCUCCUUUCAUUUUUGCUGACAGAUGAUACAUUUUUCUGUAGCUCUUGGAACUAAAAGCUUUUCAUUUAAUGAUUAAAAAUGUACUUGCUUGGAAUACCAUGAGCUUGCCAUUCUGAGAACAUGAUGACAAUAAUACGAUUGUGAUGUAAUUACAGCAUGUACAGCCUUGGGAAGUGAUCUCAUUUUCUGAAAACCAUAGGUCUGUGUAACAAUUACAGUACAGUCUCUAAACUUGCAUUUACAGACGGGAAAAGGGAAAAGUUUUUAGGCUAUGCAGAUGCCAAUAAUCAGACUGUAGUUAUGUUUUAGGGCAUCCUGCUGCCCUUUUCAAAACAUGAACUUGAGGGUUCUGAAUUGUUAAAAAUACUGACCACAAGAGCUUAUUUUCUAGAUGAUUUUCUCAGUAUUGGAAUAUAUUCCAUUUGCCAUUUGGAGAGGGAAAAAUGCAAGAGCAGAAGCACUUCUGAACCUUGGUCUACAUUAUUGAAGACCACUGUUAUGAAAGCAACUGUAAAGAGAUCAUUUAAAGUCGAGUAGUGAUACUGCUCACCAUGUCA